GACUUGUUUGAAGAGAAACAACGUCGACAAAAGACAGCUCAAACAAAAGGGGCUCAAGGUACAAAGACACCUCCCACAAAACCCCAAAGACCACCAUUGAAAUCCAUCGCUUCCAGUAGAGCUCUUUUGCAGACCAUCAAUGCAUCCCCUUCCACCGCUGCUCGAAAUAGCAUGUAUUUUGAAGAUCUUCAUAAAGCUGAAUUAGGCAUCGUGAAUGAUGAUGUCGAUAUGGCUACACACAGGUUAGCCAUUGCUUCCGAAAUUGCAGAUAUUUUACAACGUCAAGACUUGAUUAUCAAAAUGGGUAAAUGUCUUGUCCGAACAGGCGCGCCCUCUCACCGUAUUGAAGCGGCGAUGGACCAGGUUAGUAAACGUUUGGAAAUUGAUGGAAGUUAUGCAGUGUUACCAGGUCUGAUUAUUGUGACAUUUGGUGAUGUAGAAACGCAUACCUCUGAUACACACUUGAUUCGCUGUUCGAGAUCUUUGGAUAUUGGUAAGUUGGAGAGAGCCAAUAUGAUUGCCUAUGGUAUUGCCAAGGGAGAAUAUGACUUGGACGAAGCUACAGAAAUAUUAGAAGCCAUUAUAAUGGAACCACCUACCUCCUCACCUCUCAUGACGAUUCUUGGUUAUGUUGCUUCUUCUGCUUUCGUUGCUCCUCUUUUUUAUAAUGGCUCUUGGACUGAUUGUUGGGUGAGUGCUCUAUUAGGUCUAGCAGUGGGUGUGUUGACGUAUAUUUCAGAAAAAAUUCCAAUGUUUGGAAACAUUUUUGAAAUGGUGGUGACGAUCCCUUUAGCAAUUAUCACACUUGCACUUCAGCCUCAUGUUUGUUUCGCCGCCGUUGCCAUGGCAUCUAUUGUGAUUGCGUUGCCUGGGUUUUCUUUGACUUGUUCGGUGAUGGAAUUAGCAGCCAAGAAUUUGAUUAGUGGCACCGUGCAUUUGGUGUAUGCCAUGAUGUAUGUCUUGUUUUUAGCGUUUGGAAUAGGGUAUGGAUGUUCUAUAUGGCGCUUAGCUCAUCCUGGAGUAGAAAUUGAUGUAUUGACAGCAUGUCAAGCGAGUAUCAGUCCUUGGUGGACAUUUCUGAUGUUACCGAUAGCAACCGUGGCAUUUGGUGUGGUGUAUGGGGCCAGUCUGAACCAGUGGCUACCCAUGAUAGGCGAUAGUGCUGUUGGAUAUGCCGUGUAUUUCUUUGUAGCGAAAUACGCAGGCUCUUCCUCUGUGAUUACCCCCAGUGCUGGAGCAUUUGCACUUGGUUUGUUUGGCAAUAUCUAUUCACGUGUGACGAAAAGGUUGGCAUUUGUACCGUUGAUGGGUGGUACCAUUAUUUUGGUGCCUGGAAGUAUUGGUGUAAAGGGAGCGGUGAGCUUAUUUGAUGGAUCGAAUUCUUCUAGUGGAGGAAGUUUUGUAUUUCAAGUACUGGGUAUUGCACUUUCCUUAACUUUGGGUCUCUUUUUGGCAAACUUGGUGGUUUAUCCGAUGGGAAGAAAGCGGUCAGUCUUUUUGGGUCUUUAACAUGGAACACCCUUUAAAACGGGAAUACCUUUUUUUUUAUACCCCCCACAACCACCACUUUAGAAUCUUUUUACUUUAUAUCUUUUAACCAUCACUUUAGAAUCUUUUUUACUUUAUAUCUUUAUCCAAUACACUCUUACUUAU
Mucor mucedo is the source of this 1653-nucleotide messenger RNA. RefSeq lists its product as uncharacterized. Lineage: Eukaryota; Fungi; Mucoromycota; Mucoromycetes; Mucorales; Mucoraceae. The record is from RefSeq and is a predicted model, not a curated record. The coding region runs from base 172 to 1509 and encodes 445 amino acids. Gene Ontology annotation, biological process: transmembrane transport. The transcript is spliced from 4 exons. Gene Ontology annotation, molecular function: transmembrane transporter activity.